UUGCUAAACUCUAACAUCCAUGGGAGCAUGUGCUGACCCAGUAAUGAAUAAAAAAUCAUCUUCAUGAGUUCGAUACAAUACGUAAAUCUUGAAGCAGGGUUUAUAAUGUUCUUUUGAGCCAUCUGCAACGAUCUGAAAAUGGCGGAUAGAUACGAGAACCAAGCUCCUGAGACGCUCCAGGGGAAGUUUCACGCAAAGCUUAUAUGUUGUAUUCUUGGAAUCGGAGGUCUCGUUGCUUGGAACAGUCUGCUCACUAUUGCAGACUACUAUUACCAUGUCUUCCCGGAUUAUCAUCCUUCAAGGGUACUAACCCUUGUAUACCAGCCGUUUGCGCUUGUAACAGUUGUGAUUCUUGCAUACCACGAAUCGGAAAUCAAUACCCGGAAACGUAACCUGAUCGGUUACAUUAUAUUCACAAUAUCCACGUUAUUGCUAAUAGUUUUGGAUUUGGCAACAAAAGGACGUGGUGGAAUCGGACCGUAUCUCAGUUUAUGCACAAUCGUUGCUUCUUUAGGCCUCGCAGAUGCUACCGUUCAAGGAGGAAUGAUCGGUGAUUUAUCCUUGAUGUGCCCUCAACUAAUCCAGUCAUACAUGGCUGGCCUGGGUGUAGCUGGUGCUCUAACCUCAGCUUUUAGGUUAAUGACUAAAGCAGCCUUUGAGAACUCAAACAGCGGUUUACGGAAAGGAGCAUUGAUAUUCUUAACAAUCUCAGCAUUGAUACAGUUUCUCUGCGUGAUGCUUUAUGCAUAUGUUUUCCCAAAACUGCCCAUUGUUAAAUAUUAUCGAAGAAAAGCUGCUUCUGAAGGAUCUAAAACUGUUACUGCUGAUCUUGCUGCUGCUGGUAUUAAAAGUCAAUCAUAUUUGACUGAUGAUGUUUCCACCUAUCAAAGGCUAAGCAAAAAACAGAUAUUGCUUCAAAAUAUAGACUAUGCAAUGAAUCUAGCCCUCAUCUACAUUUUGUCAUUAUCCAUUUUUCCGGGGUUCUUAUAUGAGAACACGGGACAACACGGGCUAGGCUCAUGGUAUGCACUUGUCCUAGUAGGGAUGUAUAACUGUGGGAACUUGGUAGGGAGGUACACGCCGCUUGUGAAAUGGCUCAUGUUUGAGAACAGAAAAGGGCUCACAAUUGCAACUUUGUCACGUUUUUUCCUCAUCCCAGCUUUCUAUUUCACUGCGAAGUAUGGUGAUCAAGGAUGGAUGAUUAUGCUUGUUUCUUUUUUGGGAUGGACAACAGGACAUCUCAAUGUUUGCAUUCUUAUCAUUGCUCCUAAAGGCUACAAGGGUCCAGAGAAAAAUGCGUUAGGGAACUUGCUGGUGGUUUUUGUAACAGGAGGUAUAGUUGUAGGAACUUCUUUGGGUUGGCUAUGGCUUAUUGGUAAGAAUAAUGCCUUCUGAGUACUUAAGAAACCAUUUGAAUGUAAAAUAAGUGGAAGAUGAUUAUUUGCUUCUUAUGUUAAUUUAUCCCACAAGAAUUCCAUUGCAGUGUUUCAGAAGGAUACAUUUUGUUGUUUUUUCCUCUCUUUUUAAUUAGGUGCUAGUUGUGGGUUCUUAGAUCAAGUCUAGUUGUGGAUGUUUUUGGCCUUCUGUUAUUGGUGUUUGCUUCUCAAGGAUCUUAGAUUGUUAAAAGUAUUACUUUAUGUAAGUACAACCAGCAAUGCAAAUGGCGUUGUGUGUGGUGUUUCCAUGUGUUUUAAAAAGUGUCUUUUCUCCG
Molecule: messenger RNA, 1711 nt
Organism: Eruca vesicaria subsp. sativa (arugula)
Lineage: Eukaryota; Viridiplantae; Streptophyta; Magnoliopsida; Brassicales; Brassicaceae
Source: the annotation of a GenBank genome assembly